This is a messenger RNA of Spea bombifrons (plains spadefoot toad), 506 nucleotides long. Its product is annotated as cytochrome b-c1 complex subunit 8. Gene Ontology annotation, biological process: mitochondrial electron transport, ubiquinol to cytochrome c. The record is from RefSeq and is a predicted model, not a curated record. The transcript has 3 exons. Bases 130 to 378 code for a protein of 82 amino acids. Lineage: Eukaryota; Metazoa; Chordata; Amphibia; Anura; Pelobatidae.
UCGGCAUUUGCGUCCUUGCAUGCUUCAGGCUCCAGUCCUCUACCCCCGGAAGCGGAAGUUGGUGGCGGAAGCAUUACAGUGACCUGUUCUGGCAUUGAGAGUCCGUGGUGUAGGGUACAAGAACAAGCCAUGGGUCUGCACUUCGGGGACUUGGCCAAGGUGCGUCAUAUCAUCACCUACAGUCUGUCGCCAUUUGAGCAGAGGGCUUUUCCUCAUUUUUUCUCCAAAGGCAUCCCUAAUGUGUGGCGGAGGUUCUCAUCACAGGUCUUGAAAGUAGCACCACCGUUUGUGCUUGCAUACGUGACCUACACAACAGGGAACCAAAUGUAUGCAGACAACAAGAAGAAGGACCCAUCCUUGUAUGAGAAUGACAAGUAAAGCUGUUUCUGAGAGAAAAUCUACAACCCUGGGUGUUUUCUUUUUGCAGUUCUUUGACUUGCAAGAAGAAAUAUUUAUUUGGCUUUCUAGCCAUAUGUGACACUUAUUAAAUAAAAGUAUGUUUCAAA